CAGGCAUGGCCCCCAGCACCGUGGCCGUGGAGCUGCUCAGCCCCAAAGAGAAGAACCGAUUGCGGAAGCCGGUGGUGGAGAAGAUGCGCCGGGACCGCAUUAACAGCAGCAUCGAGCAGCUAAAGCUGCUGCUGGAGCAGGAGUUCGCCCGGCACCAGCCCAACUCCAAGCUGGAGAAGGCCGACAUCCUGGAGAUGGCCGUCAGCUACCUGAAGCACAGCAAAGGUGAGCCCGCUCGGCCGCCCGCCCCGGCCGCUCGCCCCGCCCCGGCCCGGCCGUCCGCGCUCACCGCGCCCCGUGUCCCUGCAGCCUUCGCCGCCGCCGCCGGCCCCAAGAGCCUGCACCAGGACUACAGCGAAGGCUACUCGUGGUGCCUGCAGGAGGCCGUGCAGUUCCUGACCCUCCACGCCGCCAGCGACACGCAGAUGAAGCUGCUCUACCACUUCCAGCGGCCGCCAACCGCGCCUGCCACAGAGCCCAAAGCGUCCAGCGCUGCGCCCGCGCCUGCGCCCGCCCCAGCCAAGGCCGCUGCGCGUCAGCCUGCCUGCGGCCUCUGGCGGCCCUGGUGA
Molecule: messenger RNA, 569 nt
Organism: Otolemur garnettii (small-eared galago)
Lineage: Eukaryota; Metazoa; Chordata; Mammalia; Primates; Galagidae
Gene: HES5
Product: hes family bHLH transcription factor 5
Exons: 2
Coding region: 6-569 (187 amino acids)
Biological process (GO): regulation of transcription by RNA polymerase II; anterior/posterior pattern specification; regulation of neurogenesis
Cellular component (GO): nucleus
Molecular function (GO): DNA-binding transcription factor activity, RNA polymerase II-specific; protein dimerization activity; RNA polymerase II cis-regulatory region sequence-specific DNA binding
Source: RefSeq, a predicted model, not a curated record